Psylliodes chrysocephalus is the source of this 1770-nucleotide messenger RNA. The record is from the annotation of a GenBank genome assembly. Lineage: Eukaryota; Metazoa; Arthropoda; Insecta; Coleoptera; Chrysomelidae.
CAUUUAAAAAAUUAGGGGUUGUAACUGUUACUCAAAGGGGGUUGAAGGUAGGGAUCACAUUUUCACUUUAAAGAAUGUCAAUUUAUAAUUUAAAUUUGACGUGUUUCGGGAUUUUCUAUAAAUAUGUACAGUAAUCGAAAUAAUGAAUUUAUUCCAUUUGGCUUUUCCACACUGUAUAAGGACAAGGAUCCAAAAACCCAUGAUCCGCCACUAUGUUCAAGUAUUUCGUCUUAAAAUGCAAAUGAAUGAGCUAGAUAGCAUUAUAAAAUUAUAAAUUUCGAUUGGUCAAAAACUAUCGCUUUGACAGUCUUAAAAAAUUAAUUUAAUGAACCGUUAUAUACACCUACAUCAAAGUCAAAAAAUGUUAAGACACGUUUUUAGUCGAAAUCAUCGAAUUUUAAACACAAAUUUCCGAAAUUGUUCUCUGAAAAUACAACAAGACUCUGGAAAAGAUCUAGAAGAAGCGCUUCGAUACGACGUAGCCAUUAUAGGUGGUGGUAUAAUUGGUACAGCUAUCGGACGAACCCUCAAAAAGGAAUGCGAAAAUUUAAGAACGAUACUUAUUGAAAAAGAGGGCAUAUUUGGGAAGCAUCAAAGUCGAAAAAAUAGUGGAGUUAUUCACUGUGGAAUAUAUUACAGACCCGACAGUCUAAAAUCCAAACUAUGCAAACUGGGAGUCGAAUCCCUCUACAAGUAUUGCGACGAUCACAAAAUACCAUACACCAAGUCAGGAAAGCUAAUCGUUGCCAAUACGGAUGAAGAAAUCAAAACUUUAAAGAAGUUGUACGUGCGAGGAAAACAGAACAAUAUCGAAGGUUUGGAAUUGUUGCCGACCAUCGACAAAGUUUUGGAAAAAGAACCGAAAUGUAAAGGUUCGUGGGCCAUUUGGUGUUUUAACACUGGAAACAUUGAUUUCGAGAUGGUUACGAACAAUUUAGCUCAGGAAAUUCGACAAAACAAAGGCGACAUUCUACUAAACAACGAAGUCAACACCAUAAAAUCCUCCGACGAUCCAGAUUACCCGAUUCUGAUCAAAUGCAACGAACAGUUGUUUUUAAAGAGCAGAUAUCUGAUAGUGAGUGGUGGCGUGCAAUCCGGCAAGCUGCAGGAAUUGAUGUGCGGGGAAUCCCUCACGAAUUGUAGGAUUUUCGUAUCGUUCAGAGUGAAUUAUCACGUUUUGAAAAGCCAGCCUGUAAAGGUUAACGUUUACGAAGUUCCCGAUUUGAAUUUGCCGUUUUUGGGCGUUCACCUGUCCCCGAAAAUCGAUAAUACUACUUUACUAGGCCCGACGGCCGUCCCUGCGUACAGUAUCGAAGGCUACAACGAGGAGGAAAUCAACUUGACAUACCUAAGGAACACGAUAACGUCGCCGAAUUUCCUAAACAUGACGCGCAGGUACCUUUCGAAAUGUAUAAAUCAAGCACAGAACCGGUUCUGCCCGGAAGACUAUAUAAAAAAGCUGCAGAGACUAGCGGAAUUCGAUAAAAACGACGUUGCAGAUGGACCAGUGGCUGUUCAAACGCAACUUGUGAACGUUGAUGGGACUUUUCAGGAUGAUUUCGUUUUCGAGUUCUUCGAGGGAAAAGGAAUACAAAAAAGGAUAAUCAAUUGCGUGUUUCUACCCAGCCCAGCAGCUACCUGUUGUUUAUCGAUAGCGGAAUACGUUUCUAAAAAGUUUUUUAAGGAAUUCAGAAAGAAUUAUUCAUCGUAAUAGAUUUAUAAUUAUUUUAUACUAUCUCUAUAUUGUAAUAAAAUAGUUUUUUUAUUUUU